AGCUAUAACGAAAAUCAAUAGUCGCCGCCAUAUUUUUUCACUCAACGCAGACCAACGCGCUCCGGACACCCGAAUAAUGUUUAGAUAAAUAAGUUAAUUAAGAUAAGCUAUAGUUGGAAGUGCACCGAGUGACCCAAGUGACAAGUGAACAUCGACCGAACAGACACUUCAUCGCCAAUACCAAUCCCCAUAAUUGCCAAACUCCGGCUUCCGAACGCUUCUUUUUUUUCCUUCGGCUCCUGCAGUCUUGUAAUCUUCGUCCGAUUACGAGGAGUCCCAGUGUCAGUGCUUGUGGGUAUUUUCUAGCGUGCGAGAACAGCUAGCGAGGAGCAUGGAAGGAUCCUCAGUGUCCUCAUCAUCGAUGGGUGGCCCACGUGGCGGAGGUUUCCGCGGACGCGGAGGUGGAGCACCUAUGCGCGGUGGUUUUGAUCGCGGACGUGGUCGUGGCGGACGCGGUCACUAUAUGGGCGGCAUGCGCGGAGGCGGCGGUGGGAUGGGUGGUGGACCGCCUAUGCAGGGCAUGAUGUCGGGUCCUCCGCGAGGCAUGCGUGGUUCCCGUGGCGGUAUGGGCUACCAGGGACGCGGUGGUGGCUAUCAGCCUCGCGGUGGUGCACCUAUGGGCAUGCGCGGCGGACGCCCUCCUUUAUAUUCCCAGCCUCCCAAACAACACACAGGUGCCGACAACAACAAGACCGUUUCGCCAGUGCCCACUUCAUCGAUUAGCGGAGAACAACCAGCAGUUGAGUCAGCCGUCGACGAGGUCACCGAUGGUCAGUCCUCCACCGGAGUCGCUCCCUCAAACAACUCACAUGGAGGAAGCUCUGUUCAAAGUGGCAGCAACGGUGGAGGGCCUCCUCCCUAUCUCGGACGUGGUCGGGGACGCGGUGGUCCAUUCAGCGGACGCGGACGAGGUGGCGGCGGUUACAAUUCCCAUAUGAACGGCAGCGGUGGAGGCAGCAUGUAUGGCGGAUCCCACAGCCACCACAGCAAUUCCCUAGGUGGUCCUGGCGGAGAGCACGGAUCGAUGCCUAGACGUGGAGCCCCGCGGGGCAGGGGCGGCUACAAUCAAGGUAUGAGUCGGCCACCCUUGCAUCACCAUCAGGCACAUAAUCCCAAUACACAACUUGCACCGGUACCAGCUCUCAAACGUGGCGCUCCCGGUGGUCCUGGUCCCAAGCGCGGUCGCUACGAGGGUGGUCCCUACGGACAGCGGCCCAUGACGCCCAAAUACCACUCCACACAGCAGCACAUGGGUGGCGGAGGAGGCGGCGGCAUGUCUUCGCAGUCCUCUUACGGCUCGCCGCCAAGUCACCAUGCGCCAGCUCAGAGCCACCACAGUUACCAGACCCACGACCAGUCACAGCAAGUCGAUCCAUAUGCACAAAGCGGUUACAGCACUCAGACCACCCAGCAGGGAUACAAUGGUUAUGGCCAGAGCGGCAGCAGCUAUGCGGCUCAUACAUCGCAGACAAGUGCCCCGGCCAGCAGUAGCUACGCGGCCCACCAUGGCACUGAAUAUGAUCAGAGCCAGUAUCAGAACUACAACAGCUCGACGGGCUAUGCUGCUCCUCAGGACACGCGGUAUCAGUCGUAUAGCCAGGACUAUAGCCAGCAGUACGGUUCAACUGCCGUGGAUUACAAUGCCACCGGGCAAGCGGACUACAGCCAGCAUGGUCAGCAGAGCACUGGCUACGAUGAGCGUGCUUAUGCGGGUUAUGAUUCGCAGGCCUACUCCCAGAACUAUUCUAAUGCAGCCGCAUACUACUAGACAUCCGUAACACACUCCCACCCCUGACGGCACACUAGAGAUCAGAACGCUGCGCGUGCUCCGAUAGGCCAAGAAACCAAAUAAAAUGGGAUUAGGGCAGAAAGAAAUCGAGUAACAGGAAGGGGAACUAUGUUUAAUGCAGUAAUUUACUUGCAAUACAUAAUACACACAACACACACACACACACAUGGUCACUCAGAAAAUAGAAUUUUAGUUGUAAGGAUAAAGUUCUCUUUUUCUUAGCAUUUAAGCCAACUCGUGUUUCGACGUCUUUCUAUAUAAACCCCUUCCCCAAAUUAAUUUCUCCAUUUGUUUUUGUUAAGUCUCCCCAUGAAUCCUGAACAAACAUAUUGAAAAUACCCGCCAUUGCCUGUUGUUUAAUGUUUUCUUAAUAGACAGACGGAGCUACCUGCACUGAGCUCCAGCCUAAAAACAAAUCUUUAUGUGCUUCUCCUUAGUUCGAUUUACAAUUACAAUUCAACUGUGACCAAAGUAUGCUAAAAUCAUAUUCUUUAUAUGACGGGAAACUACGAGAACAUACAAGAUCUUAAUGAACUAAACUAAAUUAAAAAAACAAAUUGUGAAUCAUGUCAAAUUGUAUACAAAUGAAUGCAAUGUAUAUUUUAGUUAUUAAGCUCAAAAUCCGCAAAGAACUCUCGACAGACUGAAAGUUCAUUUCAAUCCCACAUGCUCCUGAAAAACGAUUAUGAUUUAGCAAGAAUGUGUUUAUUUUUCUUUACCAUCUUGACGUGAAUGACAAAAGUAAGACUUAUUAUUUUCUUUUUGUUUUACAAAAACUUUUCUUAUAGCCACAAUUUAAGCAAAAAAAAAAAGUUUGCAACUAUGUAACUCCUUAAACUAAGCUGAGAAAAACCAGUAACGAAAUACACAAAAUAUAUUAGAAAAAGAUGCAAAAAUCAUAACCAUAAUCAAAGUCAAUAAAAUAAUGUUCAAAAAUGUGUUUAAUGCAUUAAACUUAUUUAUACGUACAUAUUAUUAUUUGAAAUAUUUUGUUUUAAGAAAAUCAAUCAGUAAAAAUGCAAAUAAUUAAGCAAUACAAUCGAUCCAAAAGUCAAAGAAUGAGUGAAAAAUAUGAAAAAACUAAAGACUGAAUAUAUUCACGAACCGAAGCAGCACUGCAAAACAUAGAAAUCAUGAAAUUUGAGAAACAAAUGAAUGAAAGACAACAAAGUAUUAAGUAUUUACGAAAUGAUUACAAAGUCUAUAAAUUGCAAAGAACAAUUAAACGCCUUGCAAUAAUUAAAGUGCCAAGUAUACCUGAACAACAACACUCAGGAUAAACCUUAAAAAAACAAAGCAAACAAAAAUAUUCGUUUCGAAAUUUUAAAGGACAACAGUCAAUUGAAUUAUUAAGAUAGUGUCGCGAAAAUAUUACCGAGAUUGUUCAAAAUGAUUGAACUUACACGUACCAUUAAAUUAGAUAAUUAUCUAAAUUUACAAAAUGAAAGCACUGAAAAAAGUACAAACAAAACAUACAAUUUUUAAACAUAUUUUGGUAAGUUAAGGUUAAAGCAAAAAAUAUAUAUACAACAAAUUUUAGAAUAUGUAGAACUCAGCAUAAAAAAUAUUCGAUAUAUGGAAAAUAAAUAUAUUUGUCUGAUAAAAAGAGUUUUUACAACUCAAAAGCUUCGUUAGUCGAAGUAGUUUUAAAUGCAAUGGAAACGAUGAAUAUUUGAAUAAUAAAAACAUUUAUAUGCUUAUAUAGAUUUAUAUGAACACAAAACAAUUUAUUUAGCUGUUGAGUUCUUCAUACACACAAGUUCGGCCCUUUUGCCGCAUUUACCAUAUAAAUUGUAGCAUUUAGAUUUUUUUACAGGAAUGAGAAAUCAAAAAUUAACAAAAGAUAGCGUUAAAACGCUUAUCAAAACUGAAGGAAACGAACUAAAAUGGAUAUGUCAAUGGUGGUAAACUGAAAACAAACAACACAAAAGACCAAGUAAAGAAUGAAAACAAAACCAAAGAGAUUAUAAAUCUAUGAAAUAUUUUGUUUUAAAUGUUGCACUUUUAUGUUAUUUAUAUAUUUUCAUUUAUGUAUACAAUGAUUUUAUUUGUUAUUGUUAAGAUAAAAAAAUACCCUAAUUCAGGUCUUAUAAAGACCAAUCUAAGAUAACACAAAAAUGAAAAUUAAUUAAAAAAGACUGAAUGACAUUUUAACGAGAUAAAAUCUCUAUAGAUCAAAGAAAGAACUAAAAAAGGAAUCAAUAAAUGAAUACAAAAAACAUAUAGGAUCCAAUUUAAAUGACACCUUUAAAGAAGAAAACAUUUUUUUCUAAUUUCCUAAUUAUUUAUUUAAAGAAAAUUAGAUAAAGAUUUUCAAGCAAAGUAAUAUUCAUAUUUUGCCUCAUACGAAAAGGGCUUACAAGAUGAACCCAUUAUGGAAUAAAAAUGCAAAACAUAAUGAAUAAAAUUAACAAGUAUCAGAAAAUCUAUCUGCAAAGCAUGAAACGAUAUGUAAAAAUAUCACACAAAGAAAAUCAUUUGUAAAUAGCAAAUAUUUCUUAAUUUACAAGUUUCGGAGUCUUAUGAAUACGCUUAGAAAACAGAUAAUUCCAUUAUUUCACGUUUUUCUGUCAAUUUGAUUUACAAUAUUCUAUUAUUUGUUUAGUUUUUUUUAUUGAUUUAAUAAAAGCGUUACAAAUGGCAAA
Molecule: messenger RNA, 4434 nt
Organism: Drosophila eugracilis
Lineage: Eukaryota; Metazoa; Arthropoda; Insecta; Diptera; Drosophilidae
Product: glycine-rich cell wall structural protein 1.8
Exons: 5
Coding region: 332-1768 (478 amino acids)
Source: RefSeq, a predicted model, not a curated record